GGGCUCGCCGCUUCCCGUCUGCGCAUGCGCAGUGGCGCCUCAGCGGUUCUGUCAGGGCGGGUGUGACAUGGCGGUGGCGGCGGCAGGAGGCGGAAGCGGCGGCUGGUUCCCGGCUCUGGCGCUCGGGGUUUCCCUCCUCAAAUGUCUCCUCAUCCCAACCUAUCAUUCCACAGAUUUUGAAGUACAUAGAAAUUGGCUUGCCAUCACUCACAACUUGCCAGUCUCUCAAUGGUACUAUGAAGCAACUUCUGAGUGGACCUUGGACUACCCUCCCUUCUUUGCUUGGUUUGAAUGUGCACUGUCACACAUUGCCAAAUACUUUGACCCAGAAAUGUUGGUUAUCCAAAAUCUGAACUAUGCCAGUCACGCCACUGUCCUCUUCCAAAGACUCUCCGUCAUCCUUACAGAUACUCUCUUUAUAUAUGCAGUUCAUGAAUGCUGCAGGUGUGUAAGUGGGAAACGAAUUGGAAAAGACCUUCUGGAAAAACCAAUGUUUGUUCUUGCUGUGCUGCUGUUAUGGAACUUUGGUUUGUUAAUUGUGGAUCAUAUUCACUUUCAGUACAAUGGAUUUUUAUUUGGAUUAAUGCUUCUUUCUGUUGCUCGCCUGUUUCAGGAAAGGCAUUUGGAAGGGGCUGCUCUGUUUGCUGUUCUCCUACAUUUCAAGCACAUCUACAUCUACGUAGCCCCAGCCUAUGGUGUAUACUUGCUACGAUCCUAUUGCUUUACUGAAAAUAAAGCAGAUGGAUCCCUUAAAUGGAGCAGUUUCAGCUUUCUUCGCAUAACUCUGCUGGGAUUGAUUGUCUGCCUUGUUUCUGCUCUUUCAUUGGGACCCUUCAUAGUAUUGGGCCAGCUACCUCAACUCAUCUCACGGCUUUUUCCCUUCAAGAGAGGGCUAUGCCAUGCUUACUGGGCUCCUAAUUUCUGGGCUUUGUACAAUGCUGUGGACAAAGCAUUAGCAGUUAUUGGUGUAAAAUAUAAAUUCCUUGAUCCUGAGAAGAUGCAGAAGGCUGCCAUGACAGGAGGAUUGGUUCAAGAAUUUCAGCACACUGUCCUUCCUUCUGUGACACCCUUUGCAACAUUAAUCUGUACUGUCGUCUCUAUAUUGCCCUCUGUUUUCUGUCUUUGGUUUAAACCUCAAGGGCCCAGGGGAUUCCUUCAGUGCCUGAUACUUUGUGCCUUGAGCUCCUUCAUGUUUGGCUGGCAUGUGCACGAAAAAGCAAUACUCCUUGCUAUUCUUCCCCUAAGCUUAUUGUCUGUGCAGAGAGCAAAAGAUGCUGGCCUCUAUCUGAUUCUAACGACUACAGGGCACUUUUCACUCUUCCCAUUGUUGUUUACAGCACCAGAACUUCCAAUUAAAAUACUGCUAAUGCUGCUGUUCACAGUCUAUAGCUUCUCUUCACUGAGGACUUUGUUCAGGAAAAAUGGGCCUCUGCUGAACUGGCUGGAAAUCCUCUACCUCACUGCAUUGGUGCCUCUGGAAAUCUUCUGUGAAAUUGUAUUCCCUUUGAGCCCCUGGAAACUGAAAUUGCCUUUUAUCCCUUUGUUACUAACUUCUGUAUACUGUGCUCUAGGCAUCACAUAUGCUUGGCUCAAACUGUAUGUCUCUGUCUUGACUGAAUCAGCAACUGUCAGACAGAAGGCAGAAUAAAGAAGCAUCACUGGGAUCAGUGCCAAGAAAACCCUUCACGUGGACCAUCCGGCACUAGGGGGAGUCUUCUUCCAAGGACACGUCCGCAGUGAAAAGCCAACGGUACAGUGUACUGUUCGGCUCAUAAGUGCAGCUUUUCAGCACCUCUGUACCAUCCAACUGUUAUACCUCUGAUCAAAGCAGCUGUCUAAAACACUGCGUUUCUCAUGAGAUGCUCCUUGCCAUGUAUAAACUGUGAAAUCUAAUGGAGAAAAAAAAUUAUAUAAAAAAUAUUGGCCGCUUAAAAUGUCCAGAUUGCUGCCCUCAAGAAAAUAUGGCUACUGGUAAGGGAUCAUGGCUGUGUAGACAAGAACAUUGUAAUCAUGUGCUGUGGAAAAUGUAAAUAAAAUUCUUUUUUAAUA
Molecule: messenger RNA, 2049 nt
Organism: Alligator mississippiensis (American alligator)
Lineage: Eukaryota; Metazoa; Chordata; Crocodylia; Alligatoridae
Gene: ALG8
Product: ALG8 alpha-1,3-glucosyltransferase
Exons: 13
Coding region: 68-1648 (526 amino acids)
Biological process (GO): protein N-linked glycosylation
Cellular component (GO): endoplasmic reticulum membrane
Molecular function (GO): dolichyl pyrophosphate Glc1Man9GlcNAc2 alpha-1,3-glucosyltransferase activity
Source: RefSeq, a predicted model, not a curated record